AUGAACUUGUUCAAGAAGACGUACUCCUUAUUCACUGCCGUUUCAACAAGAAGCGCUGGAGAUUUGUAUAUCGGAUCUAAUGUGCUUCUACGAGCUGCCAUGCAAAAUCAGCAAUUAAAUGGCGUAAAGGUCGCUAUCUUACAUGAUAAAAACAAAGCCCUUCUGAUUUCUAAAGUAUUAACGGACCACGGGGCAACCGUCGAACAUUACUCAGUCAAAGGCGAGAACAAACCAGCAAUUGGAAACGUUCGUGAAUUAGACUUGAAAUGCAGUCAAGGAAAAUCUUACUUCAACAACGUUCUGAGAAAAACCGACGUAUUCUUAGAUGGACAUGGUUGUGAUCGCUUGGAUUUGUACGUCCAUAAGACUGAAAUAACAAAACAGAAUGGCCAACUCAUAGUGGCUACUGUUGACGGCGAUGAUCCAUUCUCCGCUAUACAUGCCAUGAAGAAUAUUGCCAUUGGUUUAUAUCUUCGAGAGAAGUUAACGGCAGGCGAAAUAAUCCCAACUCCAGAUUCAAAGAAAUAUUUUGAAGAACUCAAAGACUUCUCCGCAAAAGUCAAAAACUGA
This is a messenger RNA of Auanema sp. JU1783, 570 nucleotides long. The record is from the annotation of a GenBank genome assembly. Lineage: Eukaryota; Metazoa; Nematoda; Chromadorea; Rhabditida; Rhabditidae.